AUGUUCAUUCUUCUUACCGGGCCCACCUGGGAGAGCGAUGAGGAGGAAGACGAAGAGAAGAGAGGCAGAGGGUUCUCCCUCCGACACCAGCAUGCCACGGUCCGGGUCCUGACCAGUUUGUGGCAGAGUCACCAGGUCCAUGCUGGGCCCAGCUGGCAGUUUGACACCGUAGAGCUCGUGACCAACAUCACGAAGGAAGCCAUAGUCAGUUCUUGGAUUUUAUUCAGUGAUGGUUCAUUGACACCUUUUGACAUUUAUGAUCCCAAGGAUUUUUCAGUUACUGUCUCAUCUUUGGAUGAAAUGGUGGUGUCUGUCCAACCAAACCUUCAGUCCAAGUGGCCAGUUGUAGUUGCAGAGGGUGAAGGGCAAGGACCCUUGAUUAAAUUAGAAAUGAUGAUAAGUGAACCUUGUCAGAAGACCAAGAGAAAGAGUAUUCUCGCCGUGGGGAAAGGAAACGUUAAAGUCAAAUUUGAAGCAAAUAUUGAUGAGCACCACGGAGGCACCAAUGACAUUGAGGGCAUAAAUCGGGAAUUUAAAGACCACCUCAGCAAUUCCAUAGAGCGGGAAGGAAACCAGGAGAGGGCAGUUCAGGAGUGGUUCCAGCAUGGCGUGUCUGUUGGCCAAGAGGAGGGCACCAACAAAAGCACAACCCCGCAGUCUCCCAGGGGAGGAAAGGAUAAGAAAUUACUCAAGAGCGGUGGUCCAGACGCCUUCACCAGCUUCCCCACUCGAGGGAAGUUCCCAGAACCCAACAAUCCCAGUGACCUCACAGUGACCUCCAGAGGGCUAACCGACCUGGAGAUCGCCAUGUACGCCCUGCUCUGUGUCUUCUGUCUGGCCAUUUUGGUCUUCUUAAUCAACUGUGUGGCAUUUGCUUGGAAAUACAGGCACAAAAGGUUUGCUGUGAGCGAGCAAGGCAACAUCCCCCAUUCCCACGACUGGGUCUGGCUUGGGAAUGAAGUGGAACUUUUGGAGAACCCCGUUGACAUCACACUCCCGUCGGAGGAGUGCACGACCAUGAUAGACAGGGGGCUGCAGUUCGAGGAGAGGAACUUCCUUCUGAAUGGCAGCUCCCAGAAGACUUUCCACAGCCAACUCCUCAGACCUUCAGACUAUGUCUAUGAGAAAGAGCUGAAAAACGAAGCUAUCAGUUCUUCGGGCCCAAAGAGGAAGAGAGUCAAGUUUACUUCCUACACUACCAUUCUCCCGGAGGAUGGUGGCCCGUACACCAAUUCCAUCCUGUUUGACAGUGAUGACAACAUGAAGUGGGUUUGCCGAGACAUGGGACUGGGGGACUCCCAGGAGUUUAGCGACUCCAUGGAAAGGCUGCAAGACCAGUUGUGA
Messenger RNA from Orycteropus afer afer, 1344 nucleotides. RefSeq names its product transmembrane protein 132B-like. The coding region runs from base 1 to 1344 and encodes 447 amino acids. The transcript is spliced from 2 exons. The record is from RefSeq and is a predicted model, not a curated record. NCBI's taxonomy places the organism in Eukaryota, Metazoa, Chordata, Mammalia, Tubulidentata, Orycteropodidae.